AUCUCGUACCUUCCAGCGGAGCUUUUCUCGCCGCACCACCAACUUGUCACCAAAGAUGGCGAUUUGCUGAGUGCUCAUGGAUACACACAUUUCUCGGCUAGUCGUUAUCUUACCAGAAACGCCAACUUUAAAAACAAAUUAACUGUAUAGCGAGCAACUAUUUCUCCUUUUGAAGCACAUCUGACACAACGUCAGCUACCGCUACCAUGCAGAUCACGCUUAAAACACUGCAACAGCAGACUAUUCAAAUUGAGAUAGACCCCGUACAAACGGUGAAGGCCUUAAAAGAGAAGAUAGAAGCAGAAAGAGGAAAAGACAACUUUCCUGUAUCUGGGCAGAAGCUGAUAUACGCUGGAAAAAUCCUGCAAGAUGACACACCUAUUAAGGACUACAAUAUUGAUGAGAAAAACUUUGUUGUAGUGAUGGUUUCUAAGGCUAAACCCGCAGCUGCCGCCUCGCCUCCAGCCUCAGAAGCACCCAAGCCCCCUGUACAGGACUCUGGCUCCACGUCAACAGCUGUCCCGGUUACAACCCCAGCUCCAGUCCCAGUCCCGACCCCAGCAGCUGUCCCCAUUCCCUCCGAGGAGGCCAAAGAGGAGCCAAGUGUCGCAGCCACAGAACCCCAACAACCAGCCAGCUCCAGUGCCGCGGGUCAGGGCUUGGAUGCCUCCUCAGCGCUGGUGACUGGAGCCGAGUACGAGGCCAUGCUCACAGAGAUCAUGUCUAUGGGCUAUGAAAGGGAGAGAGUGGUGGCUGCACUCCGGGCCAGUUUCAACAACCCCCACAGAGCUGUGGAGUACCUUCUCACUGGUAUCCCCAGCAGCCCAGUCCAGGAGAGUAAUCCCCCGGCUCAGGCCCCCGCGUCUGGACCUACAGAAGCCCCGUCUCUAGCAGAGGGAGAGAACCCACUUGCAUUCCUGCGGACCCAGCCCCAGUUUCUGCACAUGAGACAGGCCAUCCAGCAGAACCCUGCUCUGCUACCAGCUCUCCUCCAGCAACUAGGCAGAGAGAACCCUCAGCUCCUACAGCAAAUCAGUCAGCAUCAGGAGCUGUUCAUCCAGAUGUUGAACGAGCCAGUGGGAGAGGGGGGAGAGGCGCCAGAAGUUGGAGAGAUGGGGGCAGCGGGGGAGGAGGGCGCCCCCGUCAACUAUAUCCAGGUUACACCUCAGGAGAAGGAAGCCAUUGAAAGGUUAAAAGCGUUGGGUUUCCCUGAGGCUCUGGUGAUCCAGGCCUACUUUGCCUGCGAGAAGAACGAGAACCUGGCAGCCAACUUUCUCCUCAACCAGGGACUGGAAGAUGACUGAACAGCGCUGCCUUCCUGCUCCUCCCUCCUACCCUUCCCCUCUUCAGCCCAGCAUAAAGACUGCACCCCCCCCCAACUUCCACCCUCAGCUCAACGCAACAGGAGGGGAGGAGAGGGGAGAGCCAGUAGGGGGGUGGGGGUGGGUUAGGUUAUGGCGGGGGUUACACGCUUAAAGUACACAAAGUGGAGGUUGUGUGCAGGAAGGUCGGUGUGAGAGAGUGGGGGAUGAUAAAAUCCACGUGAAUUCCAAUGGAAUGUGUGGGUUUGUCUAGGGGAGCACUAUAAUUUGAUUUUAGACGCGCUUUGUGACAUUAGGGGAGGGGGGGGGGGGGGGCGAGGGUUUGCGACCAGAGUGUGUGCUUGUGUCUGCGUGUGUGAGUACGUCCGUGUGCCUGUGCAGGUGGAUGCGAUACAGUUAAGCUGAAAAAAAGUAAUCAAUUUGCAUUCUCUAAGUUUGUUAAUGCUGUAGCUGGAUUGUAUGGAAGCACAUUCUCCUCACUGCACUUCGACAACAUUAUCAGUGUGUGUAACUGCUUGUAUGUACCUCUGUAAGCCUCAUGUACGUACGUCCAAGAAUGAUAUUGGCAGAGAUGGACCGAACCGUGCUACCCUCUGUAUGUGUCUGCCAUGAUGUUGCUGGGGUCUAUCAGUCUGUUUUGGGGGGGGGAACAAUGGGAACUAAACUGACAAAUAAGUAUCUGGGUAUUCUGUUCACUUUGUCCUUCCAUGGUGGCUGCACAGAUUGCAGCCAAUCAGAGUCCCUGCAAAUGCUGUGCCUUUUUUUUGUCCGUGCCGAUAGCUUUUGGUGCUGAUAACACUUCCCAUAAAAAUCUACUGUGCAACUUUAACAUUAGGUUCCCCAAGAUUCUGACACUGGCCACUAAGGUGAAGUAGUUUUACCCUCAUUUGGUAAAGUUCAGUCAGUAGAUGCAGCUGAUUGCAUAAACAGAAUAUGAUUUUUCCCCCCAACUUUACCAAAAGAGGGUCAUUGUAUGGAGAUGGCCCACGCUCUUAACUCUGUCCUUUAGUUUGCCAGGAUUUGACUCUCAGUAUGUGGGAAGACAUUUUUACAAGUAAACCAAAAUUAUUAGAUAUCUUCACUCUUAUGUUCGUAUGUGUUAUAUGCAAAUAUGUUUGCAUAUAAAUCUGUGUGUUUUGCUUGGCGAGGUCUGAACCAUCUGCAUGGAGUUAUCCAGGACCUUGUAACGACUUCUUCUUUUUCUGUAGGUCAACUCUUAAUAGGUUCCAAAUGAUACGUUAAGAAUAAACAACUUUAUCCAGUCAUAUUGUUACUACCAUCAUACAUUGUACUAUGAAAAAAAGUCUAAAAAAAGCUUUUUCUUUGCCUUGUUAUAUUGUUCAGAUAUUAAAAACACUUCAGGGAAAGAACUGGGAACUAGAUCUUUAUACAAUUACUUUUAGAGAAAUCCUACUGUAACUUCAUCUCAACCUGGGAAAUUGUUAGAAUUUUAAACAAUUUGAUUUGAUUAAAUCUGAGUUCAAAUAAAUUCUGAAUAAAUGACACUGAAGUAA
This is a messenger RNA of Cottoperca gobio, 2836 nucleotides long. It is a transcript of the gene rad23aa, whose product is annotated as RAD23 homolog A, nucleotide excision repair protein a. Bases 207 to 1304 code for a protein of 365 amino acids. NCBI's taxonomy places the organism in Eukaryota, Metazoa, Chordata, Actinopteri, Perciformes, Bovichtidae. Gene Ontology annotation, biological process: proteasome-mediated ubiquitin-dependent protein catabolic process; nucleotide-excision repair. The transcript is spliced from 9 exons. Gene Ontology annotation, molecular function: damaged DNA binding; polyubiquitin modification-dependent protein binding; ubiquitin binding. Gene Ontology annotation, cellular component: nucleoplasm; cytosol. The record is from RefSeq and is a predicted model, not a curated record.